Molecule: messenger RNA, 1525 nt
Organism: Sinocyclocheilus grahami
Lineage: Eukaryota; Metazoa; Chordata; Actinopteri; Cypriniformes; Cyprinidae
Product: cell division cycle protein 23 homolog
Exons: 13
Biological process (GO): anaphase-promoting complex-dependent catabolic process; cell division; positive regulation of mitotic metaphase/anaphase transition
Cellular component (GO): anaphase-promoting complex
Molecular function (GO): protein binding
Source: RefSeq, a predicted model, not a curated record
GACCAAUCAGCUCUUGCGCUCGGGUGACGUCGGCAUGACGUAUUUAUGAAAAAUGGCGGCUACCCGCAGCAGCGAGUUCGGCGACUUGGUUCAAAUUAAAAAACAACUUAUCUCGAUUAUAGCGCAGUGUAAGGAAAGAGGACUCGUCCACAGUGUGAAAUGGGCAUCAGAACUGGCUUUUUCUUUGGAUCCACUCCCUCUGAAUGAGAUCCCUGCAGCGCUGGAGCUCACCGAGGAGGACGCCCGAGAUUUGGAUGCCCUGUGUCUGGCCAAAUCAUACUUUGAGCUGAAGGAAUAUGAUCGAGCUGCGUAUUUUCUCCGCGGCUGCCGCAGUCAGAAAGCAUAUUUUCUCUACAUGUAUUCCCGCUACCUAUCAGGCGAAAAGAAGAAAGACGACGAGACCGUGGACAGCCUGGGUCCGCUGGAGAAGGGGCAGGUCCGAAACGAAGCCCUGCGAGAGCUCAGGGUGGAGCUGAGCAAGAAACACAGCGCCGGAGAGCUGGACGGGUUUGGGCUCUAUCUUUAUGGGGUGGUUCUGCGGAAGCUGGAUUUGCUGAAGGAGGCGGUGGAGAUCUUUGUGGCGGCGACACAUGCUCUGCCUCUGCACUGGGGAUCCUGGCUGGAGCUCUGCAAUCUCAUCACCAACAUCGAAAUGCUGAAGUCCCUGUCUCUGCCGGAGUGCUGGGUGAGGGAUUUCUUCAUGGCACACAUGUUCACCGAGCUGCAGAUGAUCAAAGAGGCGCUGCAGAAAUACCAGAGCCUCAUGGAAGCAGGCUUCGCCAAAAGCACAUACAUCAUCUCCCAGAUCGCCGUGGCUUACCAUAACAUACGAGAUUACACAGAUUAUCUGCUGAUAUUAAAUUAAAGUGAAGUCCAGGUAAUAUUCUGUUCAGAUCCUGUGUUUGUCUGUUGGCAGAGCAUGAAGCCGGAGCUCAGUUACCUGGCACACAAUCUGGUGGAGAUCGAUAAGUACCGCGUGGAGACGUGCUGCGUCAUCGGUAACUACUACAGUCUGCGGUCUCAGCACGAGAAGGCCGCUCUGUAUUUCCAGCGGGCUCUGAAGCUGAAUCCACGCUGUCUGGGGGCCUGGACCCUCAUGGGUCACGAGUACAUGGAGAUGAAGAACACCUCCGCCGCCAUCCAGGCCUACAGGCAUGCAAUUGAAGUGAACAAAAGAGACUACCGGGCCUGGUACGGACUCGGACAGACCUACGAGAUCCUCAAGAUGCCCUUCUACUCGCUCUACUACUACAGGAAAGCUCAUCAGCUGAGGCCGAACGACUCGCGCAUGCUCGUCGCUCUCGGGGAAUGUUACGAGAAACUGUCUCAGCAAGUGGAGGCCAAGAAGUGUUACUGGAGGGCGUAUUCGGUCGGCGAUGUGGAGAGAAUGGCUCUUCUGAAGCUGGCUAAGCUUCACGAGCAGCUGAAUGAAUCUGACGACGCUGCACAGUGCUACAUCAUCUACAUCCAGGAUAUUUUCUCGUGUGGGGUAAGUUGCUGGAUCUCUGCGCUGUUGAAUGUUUAA